UCGGAGCGCGGAGCCCGAAGCCCGAGCGGGCGCCUGCGGGGCGCGAUGCGCUGCGUCAAGUUCCUGCUCUUCGCCUUCAACUUCGUCUUCUGGCUGGCAGGGUUGGCUGUCAUUACCUUUGGACUAUGGCUGCGAUUUGGUGGGGUCCUAGGAGACUUAACUUCAGCGGAGAAAUCCCCUGAGUCUUUGUACAUGGGACUCUAUGUGCUGGUGGGAGCAGGGGCACUGAUGAUGACAGUUGGAUUUUUUGGGUGCUGUGGAGCAGCGCAGGAAUCUCAGUGCCUUCUUGGAGUGUUUUUUGCCUGCUUGCUGGUGAUAUUUGCUGCUGAAGUCACCGCUGGAGUGUUUGCAUUUAUUGGCAAAAAAGUGGCAGUUCAGGAGGUCCAGAAAAUCUAUCAUGAAGCCUAUGAUGACUAUGUGGACACGGGGAAGAGCAACAAAACUCUCAUUCAGUUGCACGCAGCUCUUCAAUGCUGUGGUAAAGAAAGCGAGGUUCCGGUGAAGUCCACCUGCCCAGAGGGCAUCCAGCUGCCCAAGAACUGCCUGAAUGAAAUCCAGAAUGUAAUUAAUUCUAAUCUGCGUUUAGUUGGAAUUGUUGGGAUUGGAAUUGCUGGUAUCACAAUUUUUGGCAUGAUAUUCAGCAUGGUUCUCUGCUGUGCCAUCCGCAAUACAAGAGAUGUGCUUUAAAAUUCUCACUAUACAAUUUCUAUGCUCUGGGACAUCCAGAUGAAACUUUAAGAUGCACUCUACACAUUUUAAUAAUUGUAAUACAUUUGUAUUAGUGUGUUUUAACCAACAGGAAAGGGUCCCAUUGGUAAGACUGAAUUAAUUGUGUUGAAACAUUUAAAUCAGAAAACUGAAAUGAGCAAAAUGAGGGCUUAAAAUGUAUUUUCCUUAAACUGAAAAGACUAUCUAAAAUUAAUUUCUCUUUAAAUACCUUUGCAUUUAUCUGGCCGAGUGCCUUCAUAUCCAUAUACAUUGGGUAAGCACCUGCCUGUCUCCACACUUGGACCUGUAAAAGCACACAAGUACAGACUGUGAGGGUAAAUACAUGCGUAUGACAUAUUUAGUGUGGGCAUAUGAUUGAACACACAUUCCUGCAGUGUCCGCACUGUGUGAGGGUGUGCAUACUACCCCCCCUGCACAUGGACAUCAAACCUCUGUAUGUCAGUAAUCAGUGUAGGAGAAAUUGUCAUUUUAAAAAAUAAAACCUUUAAUGUAGUUAUCCAUUUUCCCCAAAUUGAAAAGGAAAUACAAUUAAUAAAUUGGAUUUAUUCAAAUGAGUUGAUCUCUAAAGGCCUGUUUCAGGAUGCACUUCCUGUGAGUAGUUCUGCUGACUUCAGUGUCACAUGCAGCAGCCUUGGGCCCUACAACUCAACCAAGAAGGCUUAUUGGGGAGCCCCAGGACCAGGAAAAAGGAGGGUGAAGAGGGCAAUGGGAGGCUGAUGGGUAAUGCGGAGUCACUUAAACCAGGGUAAAGUGUGCUGAGGCCUCCCAACCGAGGUCAUGUGACAAAGCCAUGAUUAUGAGUUUGAAAGGGUUUCUAAAGUGGAAAUGUCAAAAGCAAGGGCUGAAGCUCAGAAUCCUAGCCCCAGACCCACCGUGGGAGCAGCUAGUAUGGACUUACA
This is a messenger RNA of Pelodiscus sinensis (Chinese soft-shelled turtle), 1628 nucleotides long. It is a transcript of the gene TSPAN2, whose product is annotated as tetraspanin 2. The record is from RefSeq and is a predicted model, not a curated record. Gene Ontology annotation, cellular component: plasma membrane. NCBI's taxonomy places the organism in Eukaryota, Metazoa, Chordata, Testudines, Trionychidae.